Molecule: messenger RNA, 1794 nt
Organism: Phyllotreta striolata
Lineage: Eukaryota; Metazoa; Arthropoda; Insecta; Coleoptera; Chrysomelidae
Source: the annotation of a GenBank genome assembly
GUAUAACUGAGUGGGAUUACCUUUAAUAAUUCAUUUUUAGUUAAAUAUUCGUUGAAAAUAGUUUCUCAAAAUUUAUUAACAUAAACGUAUCGCAUACAGUACGGUAUAAUUUAUUUUAAAAUGAACAAUUUUAAUAGAAAUAUACUGUAAAUAUUUUGUAUCAAAUCAGUAAAAUUGUGGCGCAUUUAAAAAAUUACUAGCUUGGAACAGAAUUGGGAAAAAAUGGAUAAACAAAACGAAAAAACCAAAUCAUCUACUAGUAGAGUACCAGAUACGCUUUUUUUAUACAUUUCUGUUAUAACAGCUCAUUUAGUAUCUAUUGCAAGUGGAACAUCUAUGGUAUGGACUUCACCUGUACUAGGAAAAUUGUAUUCAAAUGACACCGAAGUAAAUCCCAUAGGCAGACCCAUAACAACUAUAGAAGUAUCAAUGUUGGCAGCAAUACCAACAUUUACCAAUAUCCCUGGAAUCCUGUUUAUGCCCAAACUUUCUGAUAUAAUCGGCAGGAAGCGGUAUUUGCUCAGCGCAGCAUUUGUAAUGCUGCUGGCAGGAGUUGGUUUAGCUUUUAGUAAUAACGUGGCAUUAAUGAUAAUUACGAGGUGUAUUUUCGGUUUUCACGGAUCUUGGAUGGUUGUAUGUUUAUAUGUAGCUGAAGUGACCGAGGAUCACAAUAGAGGGAAAUUCGGUUGUUAUUUCGGAAUAUUGCAUCAAAUCGGACAUUUGUUUGGGUUUGUGAUAGGGCCGUUUUUCAGCGUGAAAUAUUUCACGUUGAUUACCAUUUCUCCUUUAUUGAUAUUCCUUGUUAUCUUUACGAUGUUGCCCGAAACACCGAUGUAUUUAUUGGCUAAAGGUAGAGAGGAGGAAUGCAAAAUGGCUUUGAGGAAAUUGAGAAGCAACAAAACCGAGGAAGAAAUAGAGGUGGAUUUGGAGAAAUUGAAAGAAAACCUAAAGAAACAGAAAGAAGAAAAAGGGAAAAUAACUGAUUUGACAAAAAAACGGGAAAGCAGAUUAGCUGUAAUUUUAGGCUUAUUACCGUUGAUAACUACAUACUGUUCCGGUGUUACUGUAAUAUUCACGUUCUUAGCACCAUUUUUUGAUGAAGCAGGCACCAGCUUAUCAGGUGACAUAGUAGCAAUUAUUAUAGUUGUUUUCAAAAUAACCUUUUUCCUCUUGACUUCUUUAGUAAUAGAAAGAUUUGGUCGAAGGAAAAUGUUUCUUAUAUCUUCCACUAGUACCGCUAUUCCUUUAUUUCUACUAGGAAUUUACUUCUACCUACAAAGCAUCGAUUCAUCGUUAAUAGCAUACCUUCAAUGGUUACCCCUAACCUGUCUUAUAUUUACAGUUUGCUUCUUCGGAUUAGGUUUGGGUCCAAUUGCUCAAGCAUUUGUAGCGGAAUUACCAUCGGAAGAGCUCAGAGCGGUGACUUCUUCACUAGUGCAUUCAAUUGGUAUUUUCGUAUCAUUUGCUUUAACAUUUUUGUAUCCCAUAAUAUCGGAAUUGGGUGUACAAUGGUGUGUAUGGUGGUUUAGUAUGAAUUGCGUCGUCGGUUCGAUUUUAAUGUAUUUCUUUUUGCCGGAAACCAAGGGAAAAAGCUUCGUCGAAAUACAGGAUAUGCUGAAAAAUUAUUCGAAACUUCGAAAGCAAUGAUACAAAAAUGUGAACUAUGAUAGAGUUAAGUAAGUCAAGUUAUCUUUCCAGACAUUUUAUUGUUGUUCUUAUGAACUACAGAUUAGAUUAAAGUCUUCUGUAAAUACUAUUAUAGUUGAUAUAUUUUUUAUUAAUGUGUUAAUUAUU